This is a messenger RNA of Daphnia pulex (common water flea), 2118 nucleotides long. Its product is annotated as mitochondrial fission regulator 2-like. Gene Ontology annotation, biological process: aerobic respiration; mitochondrial fission. The record is from RefSeq and is a predicted model, not a curated record. NCBI's taxonomy places the organism in Eukaryota, Metazoa, Arthropoda, Branchiopoda, Diplostraca, Daphniidae. The transcript is spliced from 6 exons. Gene Ontology annotation, cellular component: mitochondrion. Bases 317 to 1615 code for a protein of 432 amino acids.
UGCAUUUUAUAUCGUCUGUUGCAUUGUAAUUUCUGUGAAUUUCAUUUGCAUAUCAUUCAGUUUACUAGACUAACCCAUAUUACUAGGGACGACAGUAGUUGCUCUCGUCAUCGAACUAAUAUUGACUUUGUUUUGAAGUAUGUAGCCUCAAUUUGAGGAGAAUUGCUGAGUUAAAUCUUCGCUCGCUUUGUUUUAUCCCUAAGUUGAAACCCCCAAGUUGAAGCGUUUUUUUCUUUAUUGUUGAUUUCCUGGUCAUAUGGGUGACUUUCUUAUUCGUUAAAUUUCUUUCGAUUGCCAUAUUAAAAAAGUCAUAACAAUGAAUCAGUUAAUGAGGACGGUAAUCGAUGUACUUCAGGAGCUUCGUAUAGAUUUACAAGAUUUUGCGUGGCUCAUUGCUCAGCAACUUAGAAUUGAUUCUGUGUUGGUAAAUGCCUCAGACCAAGUACUUUACAUAUUUCAUAAGGGAGAUGCUGGAAAUCAGAGGAGCUUAAUACGAAAAUUAGCUUGCAGGAUUCCCAUCAAACCGUCUCCUCGCAUACACUUUACAAUUGUGAACUCAGAAUAUUCAUCUAGUUUAGAAUGGGAUGCACAAUCCACAGUUGAUGAAGGCUUAGCAGCCAUUCCAACUUUAGACAACAAUGGCAAAAUUGACUUUUGGAAUAAAAAAAUGAAACCCAAAGCAUCAUCAUCCAUUGCUGAUUCGGAAAUCAUUCCAUAUGAAGACGAUGUUCCUUCUGUUCGAUCAGCAUCUCCACCAAGUGUAUGUGCCGAUUCAUUGUACAGCUCUCAAAGCACAAUUGACACAGUGGCCAUGACCAAAAUUUCGGCUCUGGAGGAUGAACUAUCUCGUUUGAGAGAACAGAUUGCGAAAAUAGUUAACGUUGCGACAAAUAAUAAACCAGGAACGUCAGACUAUGGAAGCAUGCCUGCUACUCCCAUUCCACCGCCUCCGCCUUUCAUGCCGCCUCCACCUCCACCACCGCCUGCCACCAUGCUCUUUGGACCACCUCCUCCACCACCUCCAAUGUCUACUGGACUUCUUCCUCCUCCACCUCCUCCUCUACCCAUUAACGGAACUGCCAACGAAACACCUAACAGAAAACUAUCUUUGGCUGAAUCAUUGCAAAAUAAGAGCUUAAAAGCCACAGAUCAAGUAGACCGAAAGUCACGAGCCAUGUCAGUACCCUCCAUGACAGAUGUUUUAAAAGACAUGGGCAAAGUUAAAUUGAAGAAAGUGGACAGGUACGACUCAAAGUCGGUGAAUGCAACUCCUGUAAAAGGAAGGAACAGGCCAGAUAAAGACGACAUUGACCCUUCAACGAUGAUAGCUCUUGCAUUGCGGAAACGUUUUGCACAAAUGAAUCAAAUAAGUGAUUCCCCAGAACGCGAAAGUCGUGAAGAUCGUGAAGAUUCCUUCUCGGAGUCUACUGAAUAUCUAUUUAAUUCGCCCGUUGCACCGAAGCCAACGAAUUCGAAACCUAAACCUGCUCCACCCAGUCCGAGAAAGCUCUUUGUCUAUACUCGUCCGGAAGCAGUUUGUGCCGACAAAGAAAACGGAACUAUUCAGCAGCCUUUUGGCCAGCAUCUGCUUAGAAAAACUGGACAGAGGAGUUGAUGACUGCGAUUGGGCGAAUCUCUAUUAGUGUAUCCGAAUCUUUGCGUUUAUUUCAACCAAGUUAUAAUUUCGAAAACUAAAUAUGCCUCUUUUCUAAAAGAACUUUCUGAUGCUUUUUUGGAUCUGGGGGUAAUAAUGAGUAUCCAGUUGAUUUACAUCUUGGGACAGCAGCUGGGGUCUAGUCUGUCUGGAGUGCGGUCAUUCGCUUUUGUCUGUCAUCAUCUUCCUAUAAAGGGUAUAACGUUUAAAAUCUUUUCUUUCUUUUUUCACAGUGUGGACUCGUGUUAAAAAAAAAUAAAAAAUUGACCAAUAUUUGACUAUUUGGCCUGGAAUAUGUUAAGAUGUUGGUGGAUAUCCUGUUUGUUUUGAGCCAAUUUGUAAUGUCUGAGUUUUUAGACAACUGUACUAAGAAAAAACACCUCCCAUUUUUCACUUUUAUGCUUACUGAUUAUUCCUACUGUGUAAUUACCAAGAUGAAAACUUAUAUUGCCGAUUGAAAAGUA